Molecule: messenger RNA, 6374 nt
Organism: Schistosoma haematobium
Lineage: Eukaryota; Metazoa; Platyhelminthes; Trematoda; Strigeidida; Schistosomatidae
Product: Protein yippee-like 2
Exons: 2
Coding region: 125-454 (109 amino acids)
Source: RefSeq, a predicted model, not a curated record
AUUUACUCUGUGUACCGGGAUUUUCAUAACUGUCGAAAUAACCUUCAAUCAGCUGUUGUGACAGAAAGGUCGAGGAUUUCGAUGAAAUAGGUUUUUUCGUGAUUUUUCUCACCAGACCACUGUCAUGGUAAAGACAUUUCAAGUCUACUUAGGAGCACAAGGAAACAGCUCAACACGAAGCAACAGCAGCAACAGUAGUUGUAGUAACAGUAGCGAUAGUGAUGACCGUACAUACAGCUGUGUACAUUGUCGUGCUCACCUUGCUCGUCAUCAAGAUCUUAUUUCCAAGUCAUUUCAAGGAAGUCAAGGUCGCGCAUAUCUGUUCGACACGGUUGUUAAUGUUUCUUGUGGGAAACCAGAAGAAAGGCUCCUACUCACCGGUAAUUUAAAACUGUUUAUACUUACUGCAAUAACAUACGAUUUAUCCUACUUAUAUAAAUGUAUGUAUACUUAAUACCAUGAAUAAUGGGUACCGAGUCUUUUAAGGUGUAUUUCGUCAUUUGAUAUAAAUAUCCAAGAAUUGAGAAGAGAAUUUUUAACUUCGAAACUUUUUUUUCAAUUUAAAAUUACUGGGAAUCACGAAUACUUUAUAUGCAAAACAAAGUGCUGCUUCUAUGUCCGGUGGACUCAAUGGGGCUAUUUUAUUCAAGCGUUAUCCAAAGUUUUCAUCGAUCUCUCCUUGAAUUCCAGGGAUUGGCUUGCCUCUUUUAUUAUUGACCGGUUUCUCUGGCUUACCAUAUUUCCCUACCACUUUCUUCUUGGGUCAUACAGUCGUCUCAUAUUUCCUCGAAGCUCUUUCUGCAGUCUUUGCUAGUUAUUCCACGUAUUUUUGCUUGUCGGCUCUAAUGCUCCACUUCAUUUGCUUGUCUGCUUCUGUGUAUUCAGUUUGGGCCUUGACUUUAUUUGUUUCUGUUCGGCUGUUGUUGAUUGCCAUCUCCUUGUUCUUCCUUUGUUGAAUUUUGUUCAGGGUUUGGAUGGAGAUCUAUUCCUUGUGAUGUUGCUUGUUGUGACCCAACACCUCAUGACACGUUGAAGUUAGUGCUUCUUCAAUCCGUUUUCAGUUGUUCCCCAUAAUAGUUUCUUCUCCUUUGAGUAGAUCUUGUAAGGCUUGAAACCUGUUGUUUAGAGCGAACUUGAGUUGUUUGAGUUUGUUAGUAUCUCAUAGGAAAGCUGUAUUGAACCUUUGUAAUGCUGUUUGUCCAGUUGACCAGUGUUUCUUUAACUUCAGCUUAAUCUUGGCCAAAAUCAGGUGGUGAUCUAAAGCUAUGUCAGCUCCUCUCCUGGUUCUCAUGUCUUUUAUUGUUUUUCUGAAUUUUUUAUUGAUACAAAUAUGAUCUAUCUGGUUCUCCGUGGUGUGAUCCGGUGAGACCCAUAUAGCUUUGUGUAUGCGUUUGUGUGGGAAUAUUGUGCCGCUUAUAGCCAAUUUGUUGAAUGCACAUAGAUCUGCAAACCUCUCACCAUCCUCGUUUCUUUCUCCUAGUCCAUAUCGUCCUAUGAUAUCUUCAUACCCGAUGUUGUUCAUUCCGACGUUGGCGUUUAGGUCUUCGAUCAGGAUGGUCAGGUCCUUUCCUGAGCAGUUCGCUAUGAUCGAUUGUAGCCUUUAGUGAAACUGAUAUUGAUUGUCCUCAUUUCUAUCAUUGGUAGACAGGUAAUACUGGAUAAUAUACGUUUUAGCCUCCUCGUUCUUCGUUUUGAAGAACACUGAUAAUUCUGGAUCUUUGAGAUCCCCAUCCUGUAAGUGUUUGUCGUGCUUCUUUCGACAGCAUCAUUGUAACCCCUUGUAUAUGUGAAGCACUUUUUCUUGAUUACCAAGAAACAACAGCUCCUCUCCUGGGCCUAAUCUUCUGUGUCCAGCUUGGGUCCAAUGUGCUUCACUUAUUAAGAGCAGUGCCAAGUUGUGUCUCCUCAUAUUCUCAGCUAUUUGACUGGCUUUUUCGGUCUCUCACAUUGUCAGGACAUCCCUUGUACUUAUAUUACUGGUUACUCUGGUUAUUAGAAAAGAUAUUGGCCCCGUGACUUCCUAAGAAUAUCGGUUUUCGCCAUGAGGCAUCAUAAUUCUUACUUUAACUCCCAAUGCAGAGUUUAAUUUGUUUAUCCUGGUUAGCGUUUUUUUUUAGCUCACUCACUGCCAUUCUUAAGUUAUUUCAAUGAGUAACCAUAAGAAAGUUUUUAUAAGAAUAAGCGUAAAUUGUAUUAAGAAUGUUAACUGUGGAAUGCUAUUUGAUAUAUUACGCUUUUUGGUGUUGUUAAAAUGAUGAAAUGACUAUUGUUUAACUCCCGUUUUAUUUCGAUGUUUGAUCAGCGUUAAAGAUACAUAAUCUGUGGACUGUGGAUGUAAAUUAAUUGUUUAUUUUGCCACGCAAAUCCGGAGAGUUAGAAAUUUAUGCUCAUGUCAUACUCUGCUUGAACCAUAUCUUAGAUAUUUAGAUGUAUCCCAAGUUAUAGUAUAUAGAUUUUUUAAUGCUUAUUGGUCGUGAUAAGAUCUUUAUUCAAUCAACAACAAUUCUUUACUCCUGUUUUCAGUAUUAAAGGCUGUGUUUCCACCUAUUGUGAAACAUAAUUAAUAGUAUUAUGACUACAUAUUACAAAUGAUAAUCAAGUUUGGCAGAUCGGCCAGAAUUCAAAUAAAUCAGGUUGCAGUUUGAUAGGCUUCAGUUUAGUUCAGCCAUAUGUAUCAAGUUAAAGCUCUAUAAUCCUUUUUUGAUUGGUCCCUCAAAUUUGUGAAUGGUUCAAGUUCCACGCAAAUAGUAGACAGCUUAUUUCCAAAUAUAUGCUUGUUGAAUCUAAGCCAUCUUUGUCUAUCUUCACGGUUACAGAAAUUGAUUCUAGAAUGUUUGUUAUAAAGCAUUUUGAAAAUUGUUUCAUAUCACUCUACAUCAAGUUUAAUGUAAUGACGCACUGAAUCUCUAAGCUAGGUUGUCAGAUUUUACUAUGAAGUGAAGCACGAUACUAGUUACUGGCCAGUGAUAUCAGCCAGCAAUCAGAAUGAGUGAAGUGGUUCUGGCUGCUAUAUUACUUACAACGUCUUAUUUACUAUUUUAUUUGAACAUAUAGAUAUUGGUACAAGGAGGCACCAAAUAUAUGUGCGCCCCACAAGUCUCAUUUGAUUUGUACAAGGGCUGUGAUACUGCCCGGGUGCCCAAACCGAAGCGGAUGGUUCUCUUAGGGGGCCACACUCGAAGCCUUUGACCUGAAGGUCUGAUCCACAAGGCAGUGGAGUAACGUCAGGAUAUGCAAUCCCAUGGUAGUCGGUGACCAACAAUAGGUUCAUACGCCAUUUUUUCCUUCAGGAUACUGGAGCCCAUGUGCGCUAUUGGUUUGGAAUCAGGGUUUUCCAACUCCCCUAGGUGAACUCUCCGUGUCCACCAAUCCGUUUAAGAGCUGGAUAUUCACUUUUCAUCUUCUCAAUUUCGUAAGCAACAGCCCCGCCACGAGAAGGCAGAGUAGGACUUCCCUGGCAGUAGUUGUAUGCACGUGGUCAUGUGAGAGCAUUUCGAGAGGAAGAACCGACUCUCCCCACUCUCGACCGUACCAGAGCAUUUGAUGGCACUUAAAUUAUCUAAGUUAGCCUUGACUGAUAACAUAACUUAUGUGGAAAAUGUUUGUAUUUUUGCAGAAACCGAGUUAAUGGUUUGGCUUGUAAUUGAGUAGAUAGACUACUUUGCUUGACUCAUCCGUAUUGAUUAAGUGACUAAUAUAAUUCCCCCACUGAUUCACAUAUUUUCAAAUAUAAGAUUUUAUUGAAAUUAAUUUUAUCAUUUGCAAACUCAUAUCAUUUUGACCUUACAAUGUGACACUAAACUAAUGCUCAUAUGAAUGUUACUGCUGAAAAAUAUAUUCUCUUAACUAGUCAAGAAUAUUACAACAUAUUUAAAACAUAUAUUUACUAUUACUUUUUUGAAUCACGUUGUUUUUUGUUAGCCUUAUUAUUUCACUUUUAAUCUUAAACAAUAAUAAAUCAAUGUUCUCAAAAGUUUACUUAAAUGUCAAGUAAUUCAUUUGUUUAAUGCUACCAUUAAAGUGAACAGACAAACUUUACUUGAAUUAACAAUAUACGUUGAAGUUACAGUAAGCUUUAACAAGAGUUGUAAUAAUAAAGGAAAUAAUGAAAUUUUAAUUAUCGUUAUACGAAGUGUUCUAAUCAAGAAAAAUACCUGUUAAAAUAAUCUUACUUAAAUAAAAUUGUCUAACUUGUCCGCUGAGGUCUGUUACCAUUCACUUUUGGUUGGAAGACUGGUCAAAGAUUAACUAUACAUGUUACUUCUUGUGUAACAAUGGUUUAGUUACGUAUUACAACUAUUUACAGGUAUAUGAUAUAGACUAGCAAUUUUAUCACUGGCUUUAUAAUUUUAUUUGUGAAACUUUUAUUCAACAGCACUGUACUUGUUUCCUGAUUAUUGAAUCGUAUGAUAAUGAUAACCACUUAAUUCAGUGCCAUGUAUUUGAUUAUAAUAAAGAAUUCUUAACUUGAACUGUGCAGUGUUUCAGCAACUUCUUGUUUUAUAGGGGUUUAACUGGUGAGUAUCCAAAAAAUGUUUAAAACGUUUCUAGACAGUGAUUAGCAGUCAUACAUUUCCAUUUGCAAUUGUUUACGACUAGUCUUAGCCCCAUAACAUUCUUUUCAUGUAUAUUGCAGCCCAUUACAUCAGUUUUUUGUCAGUAGAAAAGUGAUAUCUUAAGCAUAUGCGACACAUAAUAAUAUCAUUUUCUUUCCAUUCAAAAUAAUAUAUUUACAACAUACUAAGCAAUAUUACGGAUAUAUCUGGGCUGGAAACAAUAAAAUAUCCUAAUUAAUUAAGUGUAAACGAUGUUUAGCUCUUGAAUUUUGAGAUAAUCAUGUAAAGCUGAUGUUAAAUUCAAAUGAGUUUGAACUACUUUUAUCGAUAAGUAGCGUGUUCUAUCUUAUCAAUCUUAAUGUUAAAAAUAACUCCAAAUAGUAUUGUUUAUAUAUACAGUUUAUAUUCCUAAGCUUUUACAUCUUUAAGUCCGUUAUGGGUCUGUAAUAUGUAUUCUUCAUAAUCACCACUAUUGGUUAUUUAGUUUCGUAAUGUUUAAUUCUGUUCUGUGCCAUCUGCAGUAGGACUAAUAAACUCCCGUUUUACUAUUGGCACAGUGACCAGUCAAUAAUGACCGAGACUUUAACGCUUAUUAGUUCUCUAACUACUUCUUACCGAGUGCUUAAUCAGAAGACCGAGUUAACAAAUAGAUAUCUCUGUUUUGGAGUAAUUCACUUGUAUGAAUGAACUUAUUCACUUAUAUAGUGGAAUUUCCUAACCAUAUAUUAACACAAAUAAGAAAUUAUAAUGUACGUGUGAUGACACAACACAUGAAAGAAAAAUCAAGUGAUGAAUCCGUAGUUAACUAAAAAUAGCCUGAGGAAGUUAAGAUCUUCCACAAUAGUUUAUUUUUUCUGGUUAGUGUUUUUUAGCGGGUUGGUUUUCUACGAGAUGGGAUCGCUAACCCCAUGCUCAACCCUCCCCGGCAGUAACGCUGGGGAGAGCCAUAGGCAAAGUUGACAGUAGAUUAUACACCAAAAUAAGAAGUAGAGAAAAUAUAAAUGCACAGUAAUUCAAAUAUCUAAUAAUUAUACAAUAAGAAAUAUAGAUAAUAAUUCAUAAGAUAGUUUUGAAAAUUAAAACUGUUAUGUCCCGAUAAGAAUAAUGAAUGGUAACUUUUGGGAUCCAUUUAUGGACUUAUGAGUAUAUUUUUAUCGUGUAAUUGUUAUGUAACUAAACUGUUCAUAUUAAUAUCCCUGUUAUUAUGAGUUUUAUUUUGACCUAUGAACUAUUAUUACACGAUUUACCAUUCUUGAAUUAUCUCCUGUCUGUUAAUCACUACAUCCAUCAUUCACAGCCACUUUUGGCCAAAUAUUGUGCAAAUGUUAUUUUCUAUUUUAUGGUACGUUGUGGUUUAUUUGAUUGGUAUAUAAACCCCGUAUGUUUGAAACAAAUGGUUCAUAUUGCAGAGGCUGAGAUUGGUGUUCUGGACUCAACUGGCUGGUCUAGGCGGAAAGCAGGACUAAUCAGGGCUCUAGGCUACUCGCACGUGUUUUAUGCGUCACUGGUUCGGUCGAUAAUUCGUUGCUCUCUGAUUGGCGGUAUCGUUGCGUUAUACAAUAAACAGGGCACACAGAUUCACAAGUUAUGACAAAAACUUUCUCAAUAUUUUCUCUAUGAUAACAAUAACUCUAAGCUUGUACCAUUGAUUAAUUGAACAUUAGAUUCCAACAUUUAAAUGAUGUGAAACAUAAUACCCAUUUUAAAUCAAUCAAUUUCUAAUUUAAUAAUCCAAUUAAACACAACGGUAGUUAAUAAAUAAAUAGUUUUUCUUUUAUUCAAAAAGUUAUCGGAAUCAUUGUUUUAACUUUUAUGUCG